Messenger RNA from Guillardia theta CCMP2712, 1833 nucleotides. RefSeq lists its product as hypothetical. Lineage: Eukaryota; Cryptophyceae; Pyrenomonadales; Geminigeraceae. The record is from RefSeq and is a predicted model, not a curated record. The transcript is spliced from 9 exons. Bases 91 to 1833 code for a protein of 580 amino acids. Gene Ontology annotation, molecular function: protein-containing complex binding.
CAGGAAUCAAAUUCGAUUUGAUUUCAGUUCUCUUUCUGGCCGUGAUACAGAAUGGAAGAGGCUUGACAUCAAUUAUCCCAUAACCACCUGAUGGCGAGAGAAGGUAUCAACAAGGGAACGACGAGAUUGCGUCUCAUAGUGAGAGAAGCAAAGAAUCUUUACCGAUCCUCAAAUGCUCCGUGCAAUGCAUCCUGUUUGGUUCGAUUGUUCUCCAAGAACAGUGGAAUUUAUCAGGAGAGGGAUGAAGAUGAAUACACACGUUCAAUCUUCCGUAGCGCUGUUGAGCUUGAAACUUCUAAUCCCUUAUGGAAUCAAGUCUGUGAAUGGGACAUGGACGGCAAAGAAAAUGCCAUGAUAGAAAUUUCGUUGUGGGAUAGUGGGGCUCUACCUGAACAUGGGAAUUUGUCUCUGUGCAUUGGUCAGGCCGUGAUUAAUGUUGCUAAGCUCUCGUUUCCAAUGCAUGCCAAAAGGUACGAGCUUGAUGUGCAUGUCCGUCGAUCUUUUGCUUCCCCAAAGGCAAAGGUUUUGGUUGAGAUAGAUUACAGUUUGUUUCCAUCGGACGGGGGAGAAAAUGCAAAGAACAUGCUCAAACUGCCACGAGAUGAGUUUUCUCACUCUCAGAAAAGAUUGUGUCAAAGAUUGAAACUUGUAUCAUAUGAAACUGAGGAGAGGAUUGUUGAGGCCGGAACACCAGGGACUUCUGUAUAUUUCAUCGUUUCCGGACAGUGUGCCGUUGCCAUAAGCGGAAAAGUCGUCGCCAAAUUGAAUGCUGGUGACUAUUUUGGAGAGGUUGCGAUGCUGCUUUCAGAAACUCGGACAGCAGACAUUUUCUCGUUGACGAAUUGUGAACUGCUUGAGUUGACCAACACUGAUCUGUGGGAUGUGAUCAACGAAUAUCCAACUUCUGGAAACCACAUGUACAUGAGUUUAAAACGAACUGCAGUCGCUAGCAUGAAAAGAAACAUCGGUGCAAUGUGCGUCGUAGAAAGCCAUCCGAGCGCCAUGGAAAGCAACAUGGACCCUUUGAGUGCAUUGAAUUCAACGGACAGAAGACGAAGAGUCGCCCAAUGGCGUGAAAUCUACGAAUCUGAUAAGCCGAUCCCGGACCAAAUAUCAGAAUUCCCGGAUGUCGUAGAUGACAGCGUCGAUCCCAUGGCAGAGGCCAUGAAAAUAUCUGGGGUGGGGCAACAAGUUGUGAAUGUGAUUAGGAACAUGAAACUCUUUAUCGGAGCUCCAUUACGUGCGCAAGCACAGGUUGUAGCCAGGUUGAAAAGUAUCAUUUAUGAACAGGGGGACACAAUCAUUCAGGCUGGUGAUAUUGGAACUUGCAUGUACAUUAUCAACAAUGGUAAAGCUGAAGUGAUUGUCGACGAUAAAAGAGUGGCAGAGCUUGCAACUGGCACUUUCUUCGGUGAAGUCGCUCUGAUGGGAAAUCAGAAACGCACCGCCACCGUCAAGGCGAUGACCAAAUGUGAGCUGCUUCAGCUUGACCAAGAUGACGUGUGGACAGUUUUCAACAUGUUUCCCUCUAUGUACAAAACUUUAACCGAAGUGGCUGAGGCUAGAAUCAAGAAAGCUCAGCAAGAAUUCGAGAGUCCAGAUCCCAAUUCAAAAAGUUCAGAAAAUGACACGUGGAAGGACAAAUUGCGCAAACAGAAGAGAGGAAUCUUCAGAGUCAAAUUCCGUGCUCCGUUCGACAAAUUCACUCCUGAAGAGAUUGGAUCUACACAAAGACUUUCCUUCUCCGCGACAUUCAGUCACGUGAAGCUCUCCUGUCAUACGUGCUCUUCAGCCUGCAUGGCCUGCAAGAGUCGAUUUGCAGCAAAGAUUUGA